Molecule: messenger RNA, 2499 nt
Organism: Aspergillus pseudotamarii
Lineage: Eukaryota; Fungi; Ascomycota; Eurotiomycetes; Eurotiales; Aspergillaceae
Product: 6-phosphogluconate dehydrogenase, decarboxylating
Exons: 5
Coding region: 1-2499 (832 amino acids)
Biological process (GO): pentose-phosphate shunt; pentose-phosphate shunt, oxidative branch; nucleoside metabolic process
Cellular component (GO): cytosol
Molecular function (GO): S-methyl-5-thioadenosine phosphorylase activity; phosphogluconate dehydrogenase (decarboxylating) activity; NADP binding
Source: RefSeq, a predicted model, not a curated record
AUGUCGUCAAAAGAUCAGAACCAACAGUUCAAGCGCAUUGGCAUCGUUGGAGCCGGGAAUAUGGGUUCCAUGAUGGCCUUUGCCUUUUCGGAACUCAGUCUUGACGUUUCUAUUUGGGACGUCAACAAAGAGAAUGUUGACCAGCUCUUGGAAUCGGCUAAGGAUAUGAAAGGUCAAGGAAAGAUCGAAGGGUUUGAAGAGAUUGGUGAAUUCACCAAGAGCUUAGAGGGUCAGGGCGAGCGGAAACUGUUUAUUUUCUCCAUCACUCAUGGCAAUCCCGCGGACUCCGUUCUUAGUAAGAUCAAGCAUGCAUUGAAGAAAGGCGACAUUAUCCUUGACGGUGGAAAUGAGAACUACCGGCGCACGGAAAGGAGGCAGAAGGAGUGCGAAGCGAUUGGCGUUAGUUGGAUUGGAACAGGUGUUUCUGGUGGAUACCAAUCCGCUCGCCGUGGACCGAGCUUGUCUCCUGGUGGUGAUGAAAAGGCGCUGGAGCUUGUACUACCUCUUUUGGAGCGCUAUGCGGCCAAGGACCGCAAGACCGGUCUUCUAUGUGUGGCUAGAGUUGGUCCGGCGGGCUCGGGGCAUUUUGUUAAGAUGGUACACAAUGGAAUCGAGGGUGGCAUGCUUUCCGCGGUCGCCGAGGCUUGGUCUAUUCUCCAUUACGGGCUAGGGCUUAAAUAUGAUGAGAUCGGAGACAUCUUUGAUGGAUGGAAUCAGAAGGGCGAACUCCGGAAUAACUUCCUCCUCGAGAUUGGAGCCGAUGUAUGCCACCGAAGGAAAUCUCCCGAAGGAGACGGCAAAGGCGAAGGAAUCGGUGACAAGAACGAAUACGUUCUUGAUGAUGUUCUUGAUAAAGUUGUACAAGAUGACGACGACACGGAAGGCACCCCCUACUGGUGUGUUAUGGAGACCGCCAGUCGUCAUGUUUCUGCGCCGACCAUUGCAACCGGUCAUUACAUGCGCAUCGCCAGUGGUAACCGUGCAGAACGGCUGCGGGUGGCGGACAAACUGCAGAUGCCAAAGCCCAAGUCCAUCGAAGGCAUCAAGGACCGGCGGGUUUUUAUUGAGGAUCUGCGGCGAGCAGUCUACUGUUCCUUCCUAUCUUCCUUCUGUCAGGGCCUAGAACUGAUUGCACGCGCUUCUGAUGACGAAGGAUGGAAUAUUGACCUUAGCAAAUGCCUCCAGAUCUGGCGUGGCGGUUGUAUUAUCCAGUCGGAAGCUAUUGCCGACCUUCUACAGCCGUUACUCAAAAAGGAUGUGCACUAUACUAAUCUGAAAGACAUCGAUGAAGUCGCUCAUGAAUUGAAGCAAAACUUUAACUCUCUCAAACGGACUGUGAUUGACGCAACAGUGUUUGAUCACUAUAUCCCGGCGAUUUCCGCAACCUUGGAGUACCUGAAAUAUGCGGGCGGGACGAUGCUCCCAACCAAAUUUAUGGAAGCCCAGAUGGACUUAUUCGGUGCUCAUGCAUAUUACAAGCCAGGAGUUCCCGGUGAAGAUCCAGGGCCGGUCAAGAAGGGGCCUCAUCACUAUGAAAAUUUAUCGCCAAAGGAAUUUCCAGCAACUGAUACUGACCCCAUCGCUCCUAUAGACCCUGUCCGUAUUGCGGUCAUCGGUGGAACUGGUCUUCGUGAACUGCCUGGCUUCACUCAGGUUGCUUCCUUGAACAUCUCGACUCCCUGGGGCACUCCCUCCUCCCCGAUCACCAUCCUGCACCACAACUGCUCUCACAACAACCAGACCGUCGCAGUCGCUUUCCUCAGUCGUCACGGCCUGCACCAUCAGAUUGCCCCCCAUGAGGUACCUGCCCGCGCCAACAUCGCUGCCCUGCGCUCUAUUGGUGUCCGCACCAUCAUUGCCUUCUCGGCCGUCGGCAGCUUGCAAGAGGAGAUCAAGCCCCGCGACUUCGUGAUUCCAGACCAGGUCAUUGACCGUACCAAGGGCAUCCGGCCUUUCACAUUCUUUGAGGGAGGUGUGGUUGCUCACGUUCCUUUCGGAGACCCUUUCGAUGAGGGUGUUGCCAAGGUUGUGAGGGCUUGCGGCCACAGCCUCGAGGGCGAGGGUGUUGUGCUGCAUGACCGCGGCACAUUGGUGUGCAUGGAGGGACCUCAAUUCUCCACCCGUGCUGAGAGCAAGCUCUACCGCUCCUGGGGAGGCAGUGUCAUCAACAUGUCCUGUCUUCCAGAGGCGAAGCUGGCUCGUGAGGCCGAGAUUGCCUACCAGAUGAUCUGCAUGUCCACUGACUAUGACUGUUGGCACGAGGCUACCGCAGAUGUCACUGUGGAAAUGGUCAUGGGAAAUAUGAAGGCCAAUGCUGAGAACGCUAAGCACUUCGUCACUGCCGUCCUCGAUGAGCUCGCCUCUGACAAGAACUCGGAACUCGUCCAAGCCAAGCAUGUGGAAGGCUCUGUCAAGUUUGGUCUCAGCACCGCCCAGCCUAACUGGAGCCCUGAAGCUAGAGAGAGGAUGAACUGGCUUUUCCCUGGAUACUUCAACUAA